AUGGCGGUAGCAGAUCUUCCACACAAAAGGCUUAAACUCAUUUAUUCUAACUCUGCCUGCUCCAGCUACCGUCGCCCACGCGCCGGUACCUCUUUGCCUUCGCUGCAUGCGGGUCGUCCUGGAAUUUACGACCAGCGCCUGGCGACUGCCUCAGAGCCCGAGAUUCUGAGUCCUCGUGACUCUCGUUCAAGACAGCUAAAGACCCGGCCGGCGGGAACUGGGGUUGGUCAGCAUCUGAGGCGCCCGAUGGCGGCCAGCGGUACCGAUGCCGACGGGGACGAUGAA
Molecule: messenger RNA, 285 nt
Organism: Protopolystoma xenopodis
Lineage: Eukaryota; Metazoa; Platyhelminthes; Monogenea; Polystomatidea; Polystomatidae
Source: the annotation of a GenBank genome assembly